GUGUGUGUGUGUGUGUGUGUGUGUGUCCACAUGGACGUCAGGGUUUGGUAUAAAAGUCAGUGUCCCGCACCACUGAGACACAGGGACGGGAAUCACAGCCGCAACCGCCAUGCUCUUGUUCAUCAGUUGUCUUGCCCUCGUGGCUUCUGCUCUUGGGUGUGGAAGGCCCUCUAUCCAACCCCAGGUGAGCGGAUACAGCAAGAUUGUAAAUGGGGAGAAUGCUGUGUCCGGGUCCUGGCCCUGGCAGGUUUCACUUCAGGAUGGCAGAGGAUUCCACUUCUGCGGAGGAUCCUUGAUCAGCCCCUACUGGGUCGUCACUGCUGCUCACUGCACUGUGUCUCCCAGAAACCACCGCGUCAUCCUGGGAGAACAUGAUCGUCAAUCCAACAGUGAGCAAAUUCAGGUCAAGUCCAUUGCCAAGGCCAUCACUCACCCCUACUACAACCGCCAGAACUUCAACAAUGACAUCACCCUUCUGAGGCUGUCCUCCCCAGUGCAGAUGACCUCCCGUGUGGGCCCUGUGUGCCUGGCCUCCUCCAGCACCAGCAUCCCCUCUGGAACCAAGUGUGUCACCACUGGAUGGGGCAAGACUGGUCAAACCUCAAGCCCCCGUCUCCUCCAGCAGACUUCCCUGCCUCUGCUCAGCCCCGCUCAGUGCAAAGGGUACUGGGGUUAUAACAGAAUCACUGAUGCCAUGAUCUGUGCUGGUGCUUCUGGAGUGUCGUCCUGUCAGGGCGACUCUGGUGGCCCCCUGGUUUGUCAGAACAGUGGCGCAUGGUCCCUCGUGGGUAUCGUCUCCUGGGGCACGUCCAACUGCAACGUGCGCACGCCUGCCGUGUACGCCCGCGUAUCCUACCUGCGCAGCUGGAUCGACCAGACCGUUGCUUCCAACUAAAGCCAUCGUUCAACACUUCUGCUCCGCUCUGUGAUUCUUCACAGAAUUUAACACUGUAGAAUUUGAAUGGGAGUGAAAAAAUUCCCUGCACCAGGCUGAAAAUAUAACUUUAAAAACUAAAUUUGGUUUCAAGUUGUUUUUCAUGUGCAAAUUGUGUGUUUAGUUCAUGUUGUGGGGACUUAAAUAGGUUUGCACAGUCACAUUAUGGGGACUUGAACUUCUUAUGGGGACAGGAUGCAAAUCCCCAAAAGGAAAAUCUUUUUAUUUUAAACAGAAGACAAGUAGGGUAAGGGUUAGGCUUCAGCAAAUUAGGGUUAGGGUUAAGGUUAAAGUAAGUUCAGGAAUUCAAUGUAAGUUAAGGUAAUUUCGUCUGAAAUCCAAGAGACACAACUGUGUGUGUGUCUGUGUGUUGAUAUGUCCAUGUGAAUAAAUGACAGCAUGUUAAUCUAAA
Messenger RNA from Pleuronectes platessa (European plaice), 1346 nucleotides. RefSeq names its product chymotrypsin-like protease CTRL-1. The transcript is spliced from 7 exons. The record is from RefSeq and is a predicted model, not a curated record. The coding region runs from base 110 to 895 and encodes 261 amino acids. Gene Ontology annotation, molecular function: serine-type endopeptidase activity. NCBI's taxonomy places the organism in Eukaryota, Metazoa, Chordata, Actinopteri, Pleuronectiformes, Pleuronectidae. Gene Ontology annotation, biological process: proteolysis.